AUGUCGAUUGUUAACGGGCACGCCCGUUGGGCUUAUGAUUUUCGGGCAUGGAAACCAACAAUGCACGAUUUGAAAAUCGCUGUUUCCUUAAUUCAACCGGAAGAGAAGAAAAGAUUAUCAAAAUUUAUGUUUCAAGAAGAUUUCAAAGCAUCACUAUGCGGACGUUUACUGAUGAGGUACUUUGUGCGAAAUGCAAUGAGCAUUAAUAAUCACCAAUUCAAAUUGGGACGAGAUCUAAAGCAGAAGCCGUAUUUGAAGGAAAUAAAUUGUGCAACGAAUUGGGAAGAAAAAAUUAUCGAAUUUAACGUUUCCCAUCAAGGUUCCCUCGCAUGUCUUGCCGGUUAUGUCAGUGAUAAAACCGAGAUUAAUACGUCAACAAAAUUGGGGGUUGAUGUGAUGAAAAUUGAAUACAGCGGUGGGAAGUCGUUGUCAGAAUUCUUCCGUUUAAUGACACGCAAUUUUUCUGACAAUGAAUGGAAGCAAAUCAAAACAUUCGAUACAAACAUCGGUAAAUUGGAAGCAUUUAUGAGAAACUGGUGUUUAAAAGAAAGCUACGUCAAAGCAACUGGCACUGGACUUACUGAAGAUCUCAGAAAAUUAAAUUUCAUUAUCAAGACGUCGAGGAUGGAAGAAAAUGAAGUUAUCACUGACACUAAAUUGGAAUCUGAUGGAAAAACGUUAGAAAAUUAUCAUUUUGAAGAAUCUUUACUGGGAAAGGAACAUUGCGUCGCCGUUUGUUUUCAUAACCACCGACCCUCGACCGAUUUCCUUCCACCGUUGCCUUUCAAAUUAAUUCAAUUUGAAGAAUUAAUCGAAAACGCCACGCCACUGAGUGAAGUUGAUGAGAUCUACUGUGCCGAAAUAUUAAAGAAAGAUACGAAAACAUAA
Messenger RNA from Clunio marinus, 888 nucleotides. Lineage: Eukaryota; Metazoa; Arthropoda; Insecta; Diptera; Chironomidae. The record is from the annotation of a GenBank genome assembly.